UCCAUGAAGCACCCGCUGUCACAAGGCUCCCCCAGAAGCCCCCAAACAUGGGAGUCUGGCGAGGAGCCCCCCGACCCCACCAGUGUCCCCCGCAGCCUCUGCCUGCACUGCCAGGAGCAAGAUGCCUUCUUCAGCCUCUUGGAAGACACUGUGGUGCGGGACUUCCUCUCCACGGAUGUCUUUUGCAGGGUCUCUGAUAAGUACCUGUUGGCGAUGGCACUGACGUACUUCAAGCGCGCCGGGCUGCCCACCAGCGAGUACACCCGCAUCAACCUCUUCACUGCCCUGUACCUGGCGAGCGACAUGGAGGAGGACGAGGAGCAGCACAAGUACCGCAUCUUCCCCUGGGCCCUGGGCCGCCGCUGGCGCCGGCUCUUCCCGCGCUUCCUGCGGCGCCGCGACUGCCUCUGGGCCCGCAUGAGCUACCGCGCGGCCGUCAGCCGGCUCUGCUGCGAGGAGGUGAUGGCAGCUGCCCCCCAGCACUGGGCCUGGCUGCGGGAGCGCCCCCCCCAGCACAGCGGGGCCACGCGCCCCCACCACCGGGGCGAGCAGGAGGAGGAGGAGGGCGACGGCUUCAUCCUCGGCUGCCCCAAACCGCACUGAAUUGGGCUGAAACCGGCCAAAAGUGGGGCCUCUCCGUGCCCCCAAUGCACCUUUUUGUUCAUGUCCCCCCCCCCGAGGGGUUUUAAUGCUCGGUUGUGGUAAUUUCCCCCCCUAUUUAUAACCAUGAUGGAUAAAAUUCACCCCAAAUCACUUGUUUUCUACUCGGUGCCUGAUCUUUUUCCUCAUUUCUCUUGGGUUU
Strigops habroptila (Kakapo) is the source of this 802-nucleotide messenger RNA. RefSeq names its product speedy/RINGO cell cycle regulator family member C (gene SPDYC). The record is from RefSeq and is a predicted model, not a curated record. Gene Ontology annotation, biological process: positive regulation of cyclin-dependent protein serine/threonine kinase activity. The transcript has 5 exons. NCBI's taxonomy places the organism in Eukaryota, Metazoa, Chordata, Aves, Psittaciformes, Psittacidae. The coding region runs from base 4 to 603 and encodes 199 amino acids. Gene Ontology annotation, molecular function: protein kinase binding.